Messenger RNA from Anopheles bellator, 2076 nucleotides. RefSeq lists its product as uncharacterized. Bases 1 to 1938 code for a protein of 645 amino acids. Lineage: Eukaryota; Metazoa; Arthropoda; Insecta; Diptera; Culicidae. The transcript is spliced from 6 exons. The record is from RefSeq and is a predicted model, not a curated record. Gene Ontology annotation, molecular function: protein binding.
AUGUCAACCCGUCUAACGGUGCCGUCGUCGAUUGUCGCCGUCGUCGUCUUUGCCGGCGGCAGCGGCAGGAAGUCUGCGGGCGAACUGCGCCACUCGAUGCUGGCCCGCGUCCCACCACCCGGCUAUGUGCCCAUGUUCCGGCGACCGGCGGGCGGUCCACCCGGGUUGGGGCGGGUUGGCGCCGACAAAAGUUAUGCCUGCCCGCAGCAGCAGGACCUGACGCAGCCGCAGCGGUCCUUGCCAAGUUCCGGCCCGGCGACACCGCUGAUGGAAGAUAGGGCCGUGGCGCUGGUGCUGCCGCCCCCCACCGACGACCUGCCGACGGACGGGACCAACCUUUCGACCAUCACCAAGAGAUACACCAUCACACUGGCGGACACGAGCCCACUGUCCAUCUCACUGACGGCGAGCUGCGCCAGGAAGGACCAACCGGCACCCCCACCGCCCAGCUGGUGGGUGCUCCAGGAAGAGCGCUAUGUGGCCGCCCCGUCCAACGGGAGCAGCUUCUUCCGGGCGUGCGCCCAGCGCGGUCUCUACCAGGUGGUGGUCAACGUGACGGGGCUGGACGGCGCCGCCGACGGGGGCUGCAGCUACCGACUAGCGUACAAUCGCAAGGGCGCCGAAGAGUUCCGCCGCUGGCCAUUCCGCAACCUGACCGCACCGUCCCGCAUCAAGGUGCAGCAGCAGCGGCGCCGCUACGUGGCGCUGAUCAAGUGGGAAAGGAGCAAGCUGGACAUUCACGCGAUGCGCUACUGCCUGGCGGUGAGCACGGGCCGCCGCCAGCGCUCCCUCUGCCAAGCCCUCGGGAACUCCAUCCUCCGGCCGGCCUGCGACUCGAUCACCGUCAACGACUAUCUGCAGCGGUUGGGGCCGCGGGACGAGCGCAAGCUGGACCCGGGCACGGAAACAACGCUCGUCUGCACCGGAACCCGCACGCGCCAGCUGAUCCGGGGCAUGAAGCCGAACGUGACGUACUACGUGGACGUGUUUGCGGUGCACUCACGCCACAACAACCUCUCGUUUCUGCUCGGCACGUCCCGGGUGCAGCUGAACCGGACCCGGCCGACGCAGCUGAUCGAGGGCAAGAUCGUCAUCGGCAAGCUGUCCACGCUCGGCGGGUUGGCGCUGUUCAGCUUCAAGGUGCCGAAGCGUUCGCCGAACAGCUUCUUCAAGCUUCACCUAACCCCGUGCGGCGGCUCGGUCAACGUGGAGAUCCUGAAGCGCCGGCACCACGUGAUGGAGCCCGUCGGGGACGUGUACUACCCGCGGACGAUCACCGUCGGGAACGUGCGGCCCGGCGACCGCUACCUGAUCCGGGUGUACGAGGGCGAUGACAGCUCGCGCAUGAACCGCAUCCAGCUGGCGGUCAGCUCCCGUGAGGACUUCCUCGACCUGCCCCGCAUGCCGGCCAACACGAGCGUCACCGAGCUGGUGCCGCUGCGCAAGUGCCAAUCGAGCACCGUCGCCUGGUUCGGCUCGCCGCAACCGGAGGUGACGUACUGCGUGUACGUGUUCAAGCUGUCCCGGGCGCAGUACUACAACAACGUGAAGAUCCCGACGUACUGCGAGCUGGAGAGCCGGGAAGUGUGCAAUCACCCUCAGUUCCACAACAAACACUGCUUCAACGGCCACGAGCACAACCCGCUCUCGCUCGACAUUCCCAACCUGCAGCCGGAACACUACUACUCCGUGUUCGUGACGGCCGUGCCCCCCCGUGGCCGCAGCCUGCCGUACAAAUCGGUCCGCAUCAAGACGGCUUCGUUCUGCCCGACCGACACCAACCAGAUCGUGGUCCGCAAGGGUGCCAGCGCCGGCAAGCGACGGCCGGCCGGUCGAACCGUAGCAAGGAACAGUCUCACCGGGGGCCCGCUGGCCAAGCGCUCCGGCCGGCGGAUUCCGACGGCGGCGGCAGAAUCACCAAAGCGUCCGCAGGUCUAGGGGCGCCGAUCCCUUAUCGAUCCUUGUGUGCAUGUGUAAAUAUUCGUGUGUUCGCUUCCUGCUCUCUCUCUCUCGCGCUCUCGCUGCCUCUUUCGCGUGGCCACCAAAAAAUUCACUAACACCCUUUAUAAGGGUUUC